This is a messenger RNA of Hemicordylus capensis (graceful crag lizard), 1154 nucleotides long. RefSeq names its product small nuclear ribonucleoprotein D3 polypeptide (gene SNRPD3). Gene Ontology annotation, molecular function: RNA binding. Gene Ontology annotation, cellular component: precatalytic spliceosome; U5 snRNP; commitment complex. The transcript is spliced from 4 exons. Lineage: Eukaryota; Metazoa; Chordata; Lepidosauria; Squamata; Cordylidae. Gene Ontology annotation, biological process: spliceosomal snRNP assembly; RNA processing. The record is from RefSeq and is a predicted model, not a curated record. Bases 677 to 1057 code for a protein of 126 amino acids.
GAGGCGGAGCCCGCGACUGUCACCCGGCCCGGCCUUCUGGGCGCCGGAGGUCCGCCUCCGUCCCAGCAGCAGCAGCAGCCGCCCCGCCCGGCCGCCCGCCUCCACGCUGCACGGCGGCGGCAGAACGUGUGAACGCGGCCCACGCCCGGGGGACGCGUGUGGCAGCCCGCGGCGGGGAGCCUCCCGCGCCCGUAGCGCUUUCCGGGCUCAGGGAACAGCCCUGCGGGCGCGGCGGCGACUCCGGGGCCGCGUCCACACGUGACGGCCCCCGGCACGGGUGCAAGGCGGGCCAGCGCCCGCGGCAGGCCGCAGCGCCCCCUCUGCCCCGGAGCGACAGCCCCUGCCUGCAGGUCCACAGCGGAGGGAGGAGGAGGGGGCGACGGGGGCGCGGGUGGGGACGAGCCCCACUUUCUCCCUGCUUCGGAGAAGCCAGCCGCCGGGGCUGCGCGGAACCGUAGCUCGAGGCUCCAGUUUCCAGGCCGAGCCCUUCGGGGCGACGCACCGCCCACCCAUAGAGUUCGGAGGCCUCGGGGGACAGAGCGGCAGCGGACUUCCGGCUGCUGGGCAUACUGCAUGCUGGGAGAGCGGGGCGCGGGCGGGGACUGGAAAUAGCGGCACGCCGGACGGACGCAGCAGCAGCAACAACGCGGACGUUUGAACCCACAGAGCUUCAGCCAUGUCCAUUGGGGUGCCCAUUAAGGUGCUGCAUGAAGCAGAGGGCCACAUCGUGACCUGCGAGACCAAUACAGGAGAAGUUUAUCGAGGGAAACUCAUUGAGGCCGAGGACAACAUGAACUGCCAGAUGUCCAACAUCACUGUGACCUACAGAGAUGGGCGUGUGGCGCAGUUAGAGCAGGUGUACAUCCGGGGCAGCAAAAUACGGUUCCUCAUUCUGCCGGACAUGCUGAAAAAUGCCCCAAUGUUGAAAAGCAUGAAGAACAAGAACCAAGGCUCUGGGGCUGGAAGGGGGAAAGCAGCUAUUCUCAAAGCCCAGGUGGCCGCAAGAGGAAGAGGUCGUGGUAUGGGACGUGGCAACAUCUUCCAGAAGCGACGAUAACUCUAUACUUUUGCUUGACGAAUUGAAAUGUAUUCUGGGCAUCCCAAUUGAAAUGUGUUCUGGGCUGUGUGCUUCAAUAAACUUAUUUCUUACAAAA